Molecule: messenger RNA, 280 nt
Organism: Hansenula anomala
Lineage: Eukaryota; Fungi; Ascomycota; Saccharomycetes; Phaffomycetales; Wickerhamomycetaceae
Product: RNA recognition motif domain-containing protein
Exons: 1
Molecular function (GO): RNA binding
Source: RefSeq, a predicted model, not a curated record
AUGUCUGCUGAAACUGCCACUACUCCAUCAAAUAACAAAUUAUAUGUUGGUAACAUUGAAUAUAGUACCACUAAAGAAGAAUUAAAAGAAUUGUUCAAAGAUUAUUCAAUUGAAUCAAUUCAAAUUCCAACCAGAUCACCAAGAACCAAGAAUGGUAAAAGAGGUACACCAAAGAGUAAAGGUUAUGUUUUCAUUACUUUUGCCCCAGAAGUUAAAGAUUUAGAUUCAAUUAUCAAAAAAUUCACUGAUUAUGAAUUUAAAGAUCGUAAGAUUUAUUUAA